UUCGGGCUAUCUCGGGCCUGGGCCGGCCCGACUCGGCUCCCUCUGGCGGCGCCGAUCGUCCCGGGCUGAGCUUGAGCUCCGGGACGGCCUUAGGAGAUGUCCCGGCCGAAUAGCGUCUCGCCUCGGCCCUCGGGGAGUGGAUCCACAACCGGAGGCCCCCCUACCGCCUCCGCCGCCUCCUCGUCGUCCUCCUGCUCAGGCGGUGGUCGCGCCAAGGGGCUGAAGGACAUUCGUAUUGACGAAGAAGUGAAAAUCGCUGUGAAUAUCUCUCUGGAGCGGUUUCGGUAUGGGGACCAACGAGAAAUGGAUUUUCCUUCAUCAUUGAGCAGCACUGAGAGAGCUUUUAUUCAUCGACUAAGUCAGUCUCUUGGUUUGAUUUCUAAAAGCAAAGGGAAAGGAGCAAACAGAUAUCUAACUGUGAAGAAAAAAGAUGGAUCCGAAUUGGCACAUACAGUGAUGACUUGUAAUUUGAUUCCAAACACAAAGCAUGCUAUUAGAAGUUUAGUUCAGAGAUUUCCUGUAACCAAUAAAGAACGCACAGAACUUCUACCAAAGACAGAGAGGGGAAAUGCAUUUGCUGUUGAAGCUGAGAAUAGAGAAAUGAGCAAAACAAGCGGGCGUCUUAACAGUGGCAUCCCUCAGAUCCCAGUGAAACGGGGAGAAUCAGAAUUUGAUUCAUUUCGACAGUCUCUACCAGUUUAUGAAAAGCAAGAUGAAAUUGUUAGAAUUAUUAAAGAAAAUAAAGUAAUUUUGAUUGUGGGGGAAACUGGAUCUGGAAAAACUACUCAGAUACCUCAAUUUCUGCUUGAUGAUUGCUACAAAAAUGGCAUACCGUGUCGCAUAUUUUGCACUCAACCAAGACGGUUAGCGGCAAUUGCUGUGGCUGAAAGAGUUGCUGCUGAAAGAAGAGAGAAGAUUGGUCAGACUAUUGGUUAUCAGAUCCGAUUAGAAAGCAGGGUUUCUCCAAAAACGCUCUUAACCUUUUGCACAAAUGGUGUAUUACUUCGUACACUAAUGGCGGGGGAUAGCGCAUUGUCUACUGUAACUCAUGUUAUUGUGGAUGAAGUCCAUGAGAGAGAUCGAUUCAGUGAUUUUUUGUUAACAAAAUUAAGAGAUAUGCUACAAAAACACAUGUCAUUGAAACUCAUACUUUCUAGUGCUGCUCUUGAUGUGAAUCUCUUUGUCAGAUAUUUUGGAGGCUGUCCAGUGAUAUAUAUUCCAGGAAGACCCUUUGAAGUAAAGGAAAUGUUUUUAGAAGACAUAUUAAGAAGUACAGGCUAUACAAAUAAAGAGAUGAUCAAAUACAAAAAGGAAAAGCAGCGUGAAGAAAAACAGCAGACAACUUUGACUGAAUGGUAUUCUGCGCAAGAUAAUAGUAAGCCUGAAUUGCAACGACAGAGGGCUGUUCCAAAUGUAGCUGAAGAAUAUGAACUGCUGGAUGAUGGAGGUGAUACUGUCUUCAGUCAAUUGUUCUUCAUAGACCUAUGGACAGCUUUGGAUUGGGCUAAACACUUUGGGCAGACAGAAGUAAUUGACCUGCUGGAAUCCUAUUGUGCCUCAUUAGAGUCUGGUAAUUUAGAUGAAAGUUCCUUGGUCCAUGCUAAUGCCGGUGAACUGAAUAUAGAAGAUCGGGAGCUCUUGAAAGCUUAUCACUACAGUUUUGAUGAUGAAAAGGUAGAUCUUGACCUGAUAAUGCACCUACUAUACAACAUCUGCCAUAGCUGUGAUGCAGGUGCAGUUUUAAUUUUUCUUCCUGGAUAUGAUGAGAUAGUUGGAUUGAGAGAUCGCAUACUCUUUGAUGACAAAAGAUUUGCAGAUAAUGCUCACAGAUUCCAGGUGUUUAUGCUACACUCAAAUAUGCAGACGUCUGAUCAGAAAAAGGUUCUAAAGACUUCUCCUCUAGGCAUCCGCAAAAUAAUACUUUCUACAAAUAUUGCAGAAACCAGUAUCACAGUAAAUGAUGUUGUUUUUGUGAUUGACUCAGGAAAAAUGAAAGAGAAGUCCUUUGAUGCACUGAAUUGUGUAACUAUGCUUAAGAUGGUGUGGAUUUCUAAAGCAAGUGCUGUUCAGAGGAAGGGCAGGGCAGGACGUUGUCGACCUGGAAUUUGUUUUAGACUUUUCAGUAGGUUAAGAUUUCAAAAUAUGUUGGAAUUUCAGACUCCUGAACUUCUAAGAAUGCCUCUACAAGAGCUUUGUUUACACACAAAAUUGCUAGCUCCCAUCAAUUGUCCAAUUGCUGACUUCUUAAUGAAAGCUCCAGAACCACCUCCUGCUUUAAUUGUGAGAAAUGCUGUACAGAUGCUUAAGACCAUAGAUGCUAUGGACACCUGGGAAGAUUUAACAGAACUUGGCUAUCAUCUGGCUGACUUACCUGUAGAACCCCAUCUUGGGAAAAUGGUGUUGUGCGCUGUGGUUCUGAAGUGCCUGGAUCCUAUUCUGACAAUUGCUUGCACACUUGCGUAUCGGGAUCCUUUUGUGCUACCCACACAGGCUUCUCAAAAACGUGCAGCCAUGCUGUGUAGAAAACGAUUUACUGCGGGAACAUUUAGUGACCAUAUGGCCCUUCUUCGGGCUUUCCAGGCAUGGCAGAAAGCACGAAGUGAUGGCUGGGAAAGAGCUUUUUGUGAGAAGAACUUCCUUUCUCAGGCAACCAUGGAAAUAAUCAUAGGAAUGAGAACACAGUUGCUUGGGCAGCUGAGAGCAUCAGGUUUUGUUAGAGCCAGAGGUGGUGGUGAUAUAAGGGAUGUGAAUACAAACUCAGAAAAUUGGGCUGUAGUUAAAGGAGCCUUAGUAGCUGGAAUGUAUCCAAAUAUCGUUCAUGUUGACAGAGAGAAUGUAGUUUUGACUGGUCCAAAAGAGAAAAAAGUCCGUUUUCAUCCUACAUCCGUUCUUAGCCAGCCCCAGUAUAAAAAGAUUCCUCCUGCGAAUGGCCAAGUAGCAGCUAUUCAAGCACUUCCCACUGACUGGCUUAUAUAUGAUGAAAUGACAAGAGCCCACCGAAUAGCUAAUAUCAGGUGCUGCUCAGUUGUGACUCCAGUCACAGUGGCCCUCUUCUGUGGAUCAGCUAGGUUGCCAAGUAAUGCUUUACAGGAGCCUUCUUCCUUCCGAGUUGAUGGUGUCCCUAACGAUAGCAGUGAUAGUGAAAUGGAGGAUCGAACAACUGCAAACUUGGCUGCUUUAAAAUUAGAUGAGUGGCUCAAUUUCAAAUUAGAUCCAGAGGCUGCUAGCCUCCUCUUGCAGUUAAGACAAAAAUGGCAUAGUUUAUUUCUGCGACGUAUGAGAGCUCCUUCAAAGCCAUGGUCUCAAGUUGAUGAAGCAACAAUACGAGCAAUCAUUGCAGUUUUGAGCACUGAAGAACAAUCUGCAGGUCUGCAGCAGCCUUCAGGAAUUGGGCAAAGACCAAGACCUAUGUCAUCCGAAGAACUUCCCUUGGCAUCUUCUUGGAGAUCAAACACCAGUCGAAAAAGCUCAGGAGAAUCAGAGUUUGCAGAUGAUGCUUUUAAUACAGAAAGAAAUACUCCCAAAGCAACAUUAAGCUAUGAUAUAAACAAAGAACAAAACAAUACAAUAUUAAGAGUCUUAAUGAAAUCUACCUCUCCAGCAUUUCACCAACCACUGAAAUACAAAGAAAGGGGUGUUGUGCAUUCCAAACGAAGUACAGAUGACAGGGCAGACCAAACAUCUGUGAAAUCUACAGAUAGUAUCAGUUAUCCCAGUCCCUGUGCCAGUCCUUCUCCUCCAUCAUCUGGGAAGGGUUCCAAAUCUCCUUCUCCAAGGCCAAAUAUGCCAAUUCGGUACUUUAUUAUGAAAAGCAGCAAUUUAAGGAAUCUUGAGAUUUCACAACAGAAGGGGAUUUGGUCUACAACUCCAAGUAAUGAGAGAAAACUGAAUCGUGCUUUUUGGGAAAGUAGUGUUGUUUACUUGGUAUUUUCUGUUCAGGGAUCAGGACAUUUUCAGGGCUUUGCUCGAAUGUCUUCUGAGAUAGGCCGUGAGAAAAGUCAGGACUGGGGUUCAACUGGUUUAGGGGGAGUGUUCAAGGUGGAAUGGAUUCGGAAGGAAAGUCUCCCUUUUCAAUUUGCUCAUCAUCUGCUUAAUCCUUGGAAUGACAAUAAGAAAGUACAGAUAAGCCGAGAUGGCCAGGAACUGGAACCUCAGGUUGGUGAACAGUUAUUACAACUAUGGGACCGUAUUCCUCUAGGGGAGAGAAACACAGCAGACUGAAAAUAAAAGGGCACAUUUUGGGUUGCACCUCGCGUGAAAGGAAAUUAAAAUCAUCAGUGCUCAUACAGAAAAGAAAUACCAUAAUGAAUAAGAUUGAAGGAAACUAGGGGCAUUUUUCAAACACAGACUGAACUAAAGGGGCUGACGUUAACUUCCACUAAGAAAUUUGUUCUUCAUCUUGGACGUUCUACUGUUUGCACAUUCAAAUCAGAUAAGCUUCUGGUGAACUGUGAACAAUGUUGUAAUUAUAUUUAAUAUAUCUUUGGAGAAAUAGAUAUGUCUACCAUGCAUAAGUUUUCAAUAAGGUCCUGUUUAGAAAUGCUCAAGGGAAAAGUAAGCAGCAUGGAAAGUUAAAGGUCUGGAAUAAUUGUAGUAAAUAUACAGAUGAGAGCUUCUCUAUUUAAACUUGAAUCAAACUAUUUAGAACUGUGUGUAUCUUAAAGGGUCCUUUAAGUUGGUUUCAGGGUGUUUAGUUUACAUUCUGUCUAGUAUGAGCUCAUGAAAAAAGUGUUGGAUAUUUUUGUAAAUUCUUGUAGUAGUUGGACCAGAAAUAAUUUCUUCAGUAUCGAAGAAAAGGACACUUGAAAAAAACCAUUGUAGCGGUCUCAAUUACAUUUUUUCUCUCUCCUUCCUUUUAAAACUUUUCUUUUGUGUACUUCUAAUUUUUCUUUUUCUUUCUGUGGUUCUUACGUUUUUAUGUACUCAAUACCUUACUCCUUACUUAAUUCUUUAUCUGAUUUACUGCAUUUUAUUUUUAGAGUGAUAUUGGCCACUACAACUUGUAGUUUCUUUAUCUAGUGUUUAGAGAAGUGGUGGGUCAGUUGAACAAGAGGAAAGAAAAAAUGUCAUGCUAAAGAGGUGAUACCUGAGUACUUCUAAGCUAUGUUUGACUACAGUUAAAGAGCCAUUAAUGUCAUGCUGUAAACUAAUAAUGAUAAAAGAAUGACAAUUCUUGUCCAAAACCACUACAUGGAAGAAGAAAUUAUAAUAGGCUUUAUCCACAGCAGAUUUGUUGCUUUUUCAUUCAAAUGUUACUUUUUAUAUAUAUAUUUAUCUAUAGUGUGAUUAUUUGUAAUUUUUACACAUUCAUUUAGUAUUCUCUUGUUAAUGAAUU
This is a messenger RNA of Notechis scutatus (mainland tiger snake), 5335 nucleotides long. NCBI's taxonomy places the organism in Eukaryota, Metazoa, Chordata, Lepidosauria, Squamata, Elapidae. The record is from RefSeq and is a predicted model, not a curated record.